UACACACCCCCGCGCCUGACGCAAAUCGACGCCAACGUCAUGACGUUGCACCCCUCCCGGCGUUUCCCGGGCUUGCACAGGUCACGCGGGCGGCUUUUCGCGGGAAAACUGCUUGUUGCCGGAGCAGAGCGGAGAGCGGCGCAGUUAUGGCGGAAUCUUCCGAGUCCAGUCCUGCCCCUAGGCAGCGAGGCAAUGACCCCCUCACUUCCAGCCCUGGGCGAAGCUCCCGGCGCACGGACGCCCUGACCUCCAGCCCUGGUCGGGACCUUCCUCCUUUUGAAGAUGAGUCUGAGGGCUUGCUAGGUACAGAAGGGCCCAUGGAGGAAGAAGAAGAUGGAGAAGAGCUGAUUGGAGAUGGCAUGGAGAGGGACUACCGUGCCAUCCCCGAGCUGGAUACCUAUGAGGCUGAAGGGCUGGCACUAGAUGAUGAGGACGUGGAGGAGCUGACAGCCAGUCAGAGGGAAGCGGCUGAGAGGGUCAUGAGACAGCGCGACCGAGAGGCUGGCCGAGGCCUGGGCCGCAUGCGCCGGGGGCUCCUAUAUGACAGCGAUGAGGAAGAUGAGGAUCGCCCCAGCCGCAAGCGCCGCCAGGUGGAGCGGGCCACAGAGGUGGGCGAGGAGGAUGAGGAGAUGAUUGAGAGCAUCGAGAACCUGGAGGACCUCAAGGGCCACACUGUGCGUGAGUGGGUGAGCAUGGCGGGCCCCCGGCUGGAGAUCCACCACCGCUUCAAGAACUUCCUGCGCACCCACGUGGACAGCCAUGGCCACAAUGUCUUCAAGGAGCGCAUCAGCGAUAUGUGCAAAGAGAACCGCGAGAGCCUGGUGGUAAACUAUGAGGACCUGGCUGCCCGUGAGCACGUCCUGGCCUACUUCCUGCCCGAGGCACCGGCUGAGCUGCUGCAGAUCUUUGACGAGGCGGCCCUGGAAGUGGUGUUGGCCAUGUAUCCCAAAUAUGACCGCAUUGCCACCCACAUUCACGUCCGAAUCUCCCACCUGCCCCUGGUAGAAGAGCUGCGGUCACUGAGGCAGCUGCACCUGAACCAGCUGAUCCGUACAAGUGGUGUGGUGACCAGCUGUACGGGCGUUCUGCCACAGCUCAGCAUGGUCAAGUACAACUGCAACAAGUGCAGCUUCGUGCUCGGGCCUUUCUGCCAGUCCCAGAACCAGGAGGUGAAGCCGGGAUCCUGCCCCGAGUGCCAGUCUGCGGGGCCCUUCGAAGUCAACAUGGAGGAGACCGUCUAUCAGAACUACCAGCGCAUCCGGAUCCAGGAGAGUCCAGGCAAAGUGGCAGCUGGCCGAUUGCCCCGCUCCAAAGAUGCCAUCCUCCUUGCUGACCUGGUGGACAGCUGUAAGCCAGGAGAUGAGAUCGAGCUGACUGGCAUCUACCACAACAACUACGAUGGCUCCCUCAACACUGCCAAUGGCUUCCCUGUCUUUGCCACAGUCAUCCUGGCCAAUCACGUGGCCAAGAAGGACAACAAGGUGGCCGUGGGGGAACUGACAGAUGAGGAUGUGAAGAUGAUUACCAGCCUCUCCAAGGACCAGCAAAUUGGGGAAAAGAUUUUUGCUAGCAUCGCACCUUCCAUCUAUGGCCAUGAGGACAUCAAGAGAGGCCUGGCCCUGGCUCUGUUUGGAGGGGAACCGAAGAACCCAGGUGGGAAACACAAGGUGCGAGGUGACAUCAAUGUGCUGCUAUGUGGAGACCCAGGUACGGCGAAGUCUCAGUUCCUCAAGUACGUGGAAAAGGUGUCCAGCCGGGCCAUCUUCACCACGGGCCAGGGAGCCUCAGCAGUGGGACUCACGGCCUAUGUACAGCGGCAUCCAGUCAGCAGAGAGUGGACCUUGGAGGCUGGGGCGCUGGUUCUGGCUGACCGGGGUGUGUGUCUCAUUGAUGAGUUUGACAAGAUGAACGACCAGGACAGGACCAGCAUCCAUGAGGCCAUGGAGCAACAGAGCAUCUCCAUCUCCAAGGCUGGCAUUGUCACCUCCCUGCAGGCCCGCUGCACUGUUAUUGCAGCUGCCAACCCCAUAGGGGGACGCUAUGACCCCUCACUGACUUUCUCCGAGAACGUGGACCUCACAGAGCCCAUCAUUUCCCGCUUUGACGUCCUGUGUGUAGUGAGGGACACGGUGGACCCUGUGCAGGAUGAGAUGCUGGCCCGCUUUGUCGUCGGCAGCCAUGUCCGCCACCACCCCAGCAACAAGGAGGAGGAGGGGGUGGCCAGCAGGGCCCAGGAGCCCACCAUGCCUAACACAUACGGUGUGGAGCCACUGCCACAGGAGGUACUGAAGAAGUACAUCAUCUAUGCCAAGGAGAGGGUCCACCCAAAACUCAACCAGAUGGACCAGGACAAGGUGGCCAAGAUGUACAGUGACCUGCGAAAGGAGUCCAUGGCCACAGGCAGCAUCCCCAUCACGGUGCGGCACAUCGAGUCCAUGAUCCGCAUGGCAGAGGCCCAUGCACGCAUCCACCUGCGGGACUAUGUGAUCGAGGAUGACGUCAACAUGGCCAUUCGCGUGAUGCUGGAGAGCUUCAUUGACACACAGAAGUUCAGUGUCAUGCGCAGCAUGCGGAAGACAUUUGCCCGCUAUCUCUCAUUCCGGCGAGACAACAAUGAACUACUGCUCUUCAUCCUAAAGCAGUUGGUGGCCGAGCAGGUGACCUAUCAGCGCAACCGCUUUGGUGCCCAGCAGGACACAAUUGAGGUGCCUGAGAAGGACUUGGUGGACAAGGCCCGGCAGAUCAACAUCCACAACCUGUCUGCUUUCUAUGACAGCGAGCUCUUCAGGAUGAACAAGUUCAGUCGAGACCUGAAGCGGAAGGUGAUCCUUCAGCAGUUCUGAGCCCUGGGCUGACCACCAUGGCUUCUGUGACUCUGGUUGAGGACCUUACUCGAAGUGCUUGGUCACCCUCUGCUUUAUGGACACUUUCCAGGGGCUCGGUGUCCUGGGAUCCAGGUUUGGGACUUAGCCUCACCAGCGUGUCUUGGACUGAUAUGGAGCAUUGAUGGUAAUGUCUUGGGCUUUACCUUCUGCUCCUCUCACCUUCUGGGUGACACCUUCCCAGGGUUUCUGUCCCACCUGCUCAGCAGCCUGCCACCAGCAUGUGGUGUCUGCACACGGUGCCUUGCAUCAGUCACUGUGCUUCCAGAGUCUGGGUGUAUUGUAGGAUGGGCGCCCUUACCUGGGUGUUAGGACAGCUUUUGCCACCUUUUGCCCCACAGCACCUUACAGGUGUUUGUAGUUCUUUCUGAUAUCUGGUCCUGCAAAUGGGCCCAGCUGUAAGGUGGAAGAGUGCUCAGCUGGCCAGCCUGGUGCCCAUGGCCCUGUGACAGCCUGGUAUGGAGUCGGGGGUCUCGUGUCCACUGUUAGUCACCAUUGCUGUAUUAAUCUGGUUGUGUUUACCUGACGAUUUCUUUUACUUGGUUAUUUGUAUAUGCAGGUUUUGUUUCUGUAGUUUAAAUUUUUAAUAAAGUUGAAUAAAAUGUAAA
This is a messenger RNA of Cavia porcellus (domestic guinea pig), 3490 nucleotides long. RefSeq names its product minichromosome maintenance complex component 2 (gene Mcm2). Gene Ontology annotation, molecular function: ATP binding; 3'-5' DNA helicase activity; single-stranded DNA binding. The record is from RefSeq and is a predicted model, not a curated record. NCBI's taxonomy places the organism in Eukaryota, Metazoa, Chordata, Mammalia, Rodentia, Caviidae. The transcript is spliced from 16 exons. Gene Ontology annotation, cellular component: nucleus; MCM complex. Bases 147 to 2843 code for a protein of 898 amino acids. Gene Ontology annotation, biological process: DNA replication; double-strand break repair via break-induced replication; mitotic DNA replication initiation.